This is a messenger RNA of Heterotrigona itama, 836 nucleotides long. NCBI's taxonomy places the organism in Eukaryota, Metazoa, Arthropoda, Insecta, Hymenoptera, Apidae. The record is from the annotation of a GenBank genome assembly.
AUGUUCAUUUGGGACUGGUUUGCAGGAGUUUUAAAUUACCUUGGUAAGUGUAAUUUUUAUAAUUUUUCAUAUAUAUAUUGUAAUAGAUAUGUAUAAUACAGAUAUAAAGUACAUUAAGAUAUAUGUAAUUUGACUUCAUUUUAUUCUUACUAAUAUAUUAUUUUUAAUAUAUUAAUUGUUUUUAUUAAUAUAUUACAUCUUGUAAUACAUUCUUAUCAAUACAUUUAAAGUUUCUUAUAUGAUUUUUAUGAUAUGUUACAUCUAUGUCUUUUAUAAUAAUAUACAUCUAUAAUAUAUUCUUAUUAAUAUAUUUAAAUUUGUUUUUUUUUUGUAUAUUGUAUGAUUUUUAUUUUUAAUUUUUAGGUCUUUGGAAAAAGAGUGGUAAACUCUUGUUUCUUGGUUUAGAUAAUGCAGGCAAAACCACAUUACUUCACAUGCUCAAAGAUGAUCGAUUAGCUCAACAUGUACCUACAUUACACCCAACUCGAAGAGUUUGGAAAGAUUAUUUUCCUGCAGUGGAUGCAAUAGUAUUCCUUGUUGAUGCAAGUGACAGAUCACGAUUACCAGAAUCAAAAGCUGAAUUUGAUGCACUUUUAACUGAUGAACAACUUAGUGCAUGUCCAGUUUUAGUGCUAGGUAAUAAAAUUGAUAAACCAGGUGCAGCAUCAGAGGAUGAACUUAGAAAUUAUUUCAAUCUUUAUGGUCAAACAACAGGAAAGGGAAAAAUUUCUCGCAAUGAAAUACCUGGUCGUCCAUUGGAAUUAUUUAUGUGUUCAGUACUGAAAAGACAAGGGUAUGGUGAAGGUUUCCGCUGGCUUGCUCAGUACAUUGAUUGA